Molecule: messenger RNA, 375 nt
Organism: Penicillium brevicompactum
Lineage: Eukaryota; Fungi; Ascomycota; Eurotiomycetes; Eurotiales; Aspergillaceae
Exons: 2
Coding region: 1-375 (124 amino acids)
Source: RefSeq, a predicted model, not a curated record
AUGUGUGCCAAAGCACCUCUUAGGGAGAAGUCAGCCUGGGCAAAGGUCAGUGAAGGAGAUGGACUCACUGUAUCUUCGCAUCAACAACUUUUGGGCUCUGGUUCCAAGAUGACUCGUCAGUACGCCUGGUCGCUUGAUACUGUUAUGCAGAGAACUUAUCUGCGCCUCCACCUUCGAAGCCGCACCGGAGAGGGCAUUUUCCCAUUCCGAGUCAUUGUUCAUCUGCACAACGUCCGCCACGGACACAUUGCCAAUCCAAAGGAAGGCUCGAAGGAGAAGAAAAGGAUGACUUUCUACGCUUUCUCCGACGAAUGCUAUGUUGGCUUCCUGAAGAAAGAGCCUCUGCAAAAGAUCUGCUAUUUGAUCCUUGGCUAA